AUGGUUGCGACAUUAGGGGAUGACGCUCCAGCUUUAUCGGCUGUGCAAAAGUGGGCAGCUGAAUUUAGAAGAGAAAGAGAUAACCUUGAAGAUGACCCGAGGUCUGGACGUCCUGCAACUGCUACCACCGAGAAAAACAUUGACUGUGUUCACAACAUGUUGAUGGAUGACAGACAAUUGACUAUGAAUCAAAUAGUCAAUGUUAUUAACAUAACCUGUGAGAAAGUUAAGAAUAUUCUGAACAAUGAACUUGGCAAGACGAAGGUUUCUGCUUGGUGGGUGCCACGUCUUCUGAUACGUAAUCAAAAAUGCACCAGUCUGAUCACAUCACAGAGAAACCUCAUAUCUUUAAAAGCAGCUCCAGCUGAUUUCCUAGAAUCUUUCCUAAGCCAGGAUGACUGUUUUGAUUCAUCACUUUGA
Molecule: messenger RNA, 420 nt
Organism: Octopus sinensis (East Asian common octopus)
Lineage: Eukaryota; Metazoa; Mollusca; Cephalopoda; Octopoda; Octopodidae
Exons: 1
Coding region: 1-420 (139 amino acids)
Source: RefSeq, a predicted model, not a curated record